AUAAGAGAAGCACAAACAGUUUGUGCAAUAUUUCAAGAUAACUCGAAAUUAUGCAAUGAAGAGAAUGAGAAAGUGAUUCAGCAUUUUGUGCACUGCAUUGCGACACAUGGCAGGCUUGUACAAUAUUUGCGAUUUUUACAAACCAUAGUGAAAGCUGAAAACAAGUUUAUCCGAAAAUGUCAAGACAUGGUUAUGCAAGCAUUGAUCAAUGCUGGAGAAGACGUUUUGGUAUUUUACAAUGACAAAGCUUCUUUUAACCACUUCAUAGAAAUGAUGAAAUCUGAACGACAUUGCAUGGAUGAAGGAAGCCCACUGAAAUACCAUAUAGAGUUAGUUAAACUCCUCACUUGUUGUACAAUGGGUAAAAAUGUAUAUACUGAAAUAAAAUGCCACAGUUUGUUGCCUUUAGAUGAUAUUGUCACAAUGGUAAUUCAUCCUUAUUGCAUUCCGGAAGUCAAAGAAGCUUAUGUUGGAUUUUUGAAUCAUUGUUAUAUUGAUACUGAAGUGGAGAUGAAAGAAAUAUAUAACUCUAGUCACAUGUGGACACUUUUUGAAAAAUCUUUUCUGGUGGACAUGGCAGACAUAGCAACAUCACCUGCUGACAGAAAACAUUCAGAUAAAUCAUUGGAAAAUUAUGUCACCAAUUGUGUAAUGAACAUCAUUACCACAUUUUUCAGUAGUCCGUUUUCAGACCAGAGUACAACUGUUCAGAAACAUCUGCAUGAAGCCAGGGUAUAUUGGAGCGACUCUACAGUGGAUGAUUAUGAUCCUUUCUUGGCUAAUGCCCAACUCAAACAAUCACCAUUUUAUACUAAUGUAAGUAGUUUUUUAGUCCAUUGCUGAACUUUCAUAUCACCUAACCUUUCCAGCCCUUGCUGAAAUAUAAAAUUCAAAUACAAAUCCAUGCAAUAAACAAAAAAAAAUGAUUA
Leptinotarsa decemlineata (Colorado potato beetle) is the source of this 929-nucleotide messenger RNA. Its product is annotated as inositol 1,4,5-trisphosphate receptor type 1-like. The record is from RefSeq and is a predicted model, not a curated record. Lineage: Eukaryota; Metazoa; Arthropoda; Insecta; Coleoptera; Chrysomelidae.